This is a messenger RNA of Molossus molossus (Pallas's mastiff bat), 2620 nucleotides long. It is a transcript of the gene SLC37A1, whose product is annotated as solute carrier family 37 member 1. NCBI's taxonomy places the organism in Eukaryota, Metazoa, Chordata, Mammalia, Chiroptera, Molossidae. The coding region runs from base 214 to 1809 and encodes 531 amino acids. The record is from RefSeq and is a predicted model, not a curated record. The transcript has 20 exons. Gene Ontology annotation, cellular component: endoplasmic reticulum membrane. Gene Ontology annotation, molecular function: glucose 6-phosphate:phosphate antiporter activity. Gene Ontology annotation, biological process: phosphate ion transmembrane transport; glucose-6-phosphate transport.
CUUUGGGCAGGAAGCUGCAAACAUGGGUUCAGGCCUUGUUUCCCAGAGCACGCGGCCUCUGCAGCAAGGAAGAGGGGGCCCAAGACGCAGCAGGACAGCUCGGCGUGCUCUCCAGCCUGUGCGAGCGCAGGGACAGGAGCGACUGGAGCCAGGAUUAGUAACCUCUUUAUGAAGCAUCUGAUUCGUGACCAAAGCUCUGUGGUCCUCGAGUAAAUGGCUCAGCUCCCUGCUGGCAUCCGCUUCAUCAUCUCAUUCUCCCGGGAUCAGUGGUACAGAGCCUUCGUUUUUAUUUUGACAUUUUUGCUGUACGCGAGUUUCCACUUAUCGCGAAAGCCUAUCAGCAUCGUUAAGGGUGAGCUCCACAGGUCCUGCGCUGCUGGGAAUGAGGAUGGAGCCAGAUUCAACAGCCAGAGCCAAAGGGCCAGUGACGUCCCCUCUCCCCAGCUCCCGGAGAACGAGACUGACUGUAGCUGGGCCCCGUUCGAUCAGGACAACUACCAGCAGCUGCUCGGGGCCCUGGACUACUCCUUCCUGUGCGCGUAUGCCAUUGGCAUGUACCUGAGCGGCGUGAUCGGGGAGCGCCUGCCCAUCAGGUACUACCUGACUUUCGGAAUGCUGGCCAGCGGCAUCUUCACGGCCCUGUUCGGGUUAGGGUAUUUCUACGACAUCCACAGUUUUGGAUUCUACGUGGUAACGCAGAUCAUCAACGGGCUGGUGCAGACCACCGGCUGGCCCAGCGUCGUCACCUGCCUCAGCAACUGGUUUGGAAAAGGAAGGCGUGGUUUGGUGAUGGGGGUCUGGAAUUCUCACACCUCAGUGGGCAACAUUUUGGGGUCCUUGAUUGCUGGCUACUGGGUGUCCACGUGCUGGGGCCUGUCCUUCAUCGUGCCCGGGGCCAUCGUGGCAGCCAUGGGGAUCGUGUGCUUCCUCUUUCUCAUCGAAGAUCCAAAGGACAUUGCCUGCUCUUCCUCCCUGGUCACGCACCCGAAAGCCUAUGAGAACGGCGUGCACAGGCUUAGGCUGCAGAAGCACGGCUUCCCCGACGAGAAGAAGCUUCUGGACCCGGAGAUGCAGUGCUUGCUGCUGGCAGACGGAAAGCGCGCGGUGCCUCAGAGCCACGUGGUCACGGUCCCGGCCGACGGCGCGAGCGGCGCGGCCAUCAGCUUCACCGGGGCCCUGAAAAUCCCCGGUGUGGUCGAGUUCUCCCUGUGUCUGCUCUUUGCAAAGCUGGUCAGCUACACUUUCCUCUUCUGGCUUCCUCUCUACAUCACAAACGUUGAUCACCUGGACGCCAAGAAGGCGGGGGAGCUGUCCACCUUGUUUGACGUGGGCGGGAUCUUCGGUGGGAUCCUGGCCGGGGUGGUCUCAGACCGACUGGAGAAGAGGGCCUCCACCUGCGGGCUGAUGCUCCUGCUCGCAGCCCCCACGCUCUACGUCUUCUCCACCAUCAGCAGGAUGGGCCUGGAAGCCACCGUAGCCAUGCUGCUGCUCUGUGGGGCCCUGGUCAGCGGGCCAUACGCGCUGAUCACCACCGCCGUCUCCGCCGACCUGGGCACUCAUAAAAGUCUGAAGGGAAACUCCCACGCCCUGGCCACUGUGACCGCCAUCAUCGACGGAACUGGAUCUGUAGGAGCGGCCCUGGGCCCUCUGCUGGCCGGGCUCAUCUCCCCGUCGGGCUGGAACAACGUGUUCUACAUGCUGAUGUUUGCGGACGCCUGUGCCUUACUGUUCCUGAUCCGCCUCAUACACAAGGAGCUGAGCUGCCCAGGGUCAGCGGCGGGGGAUCAAGUUCCGUUUAAGGAACACUGACCACUCAGUCCCGCAGAGGGAGGCCGGGCCUGUCCUUCAAACUGUCUUUCAAGGAGGAGGUCCAGGAAAGGAUCCUGUGUUGGAAAGAAUGACUUCCCUCGCCUUGUGCACACGCCCCCGGAACAGACAAGGCGCCGUGAGAACCGGCACUACUCUGGACAGCCGAGGGGCGGCGAGGGGGAACGCCGUCGCCGUGGCUCGGGCACGGGCUCCUGCGGGUGUGAGGCACUGGUGCCCUCCGUGUAGAAUGCUAGAACGGGGCGAGGCCUCUCGGGGGACUCCCACGACACCAGGACGGGCCGCGUGGAAGACAGUUGGGUACAGCGGCGCAGGGGAGAAGACGCCAGCAAAGAGCCCCGCUCCCAAAGCACAGGAACCUGGCGCGGGUCAGAAACCGUGAAGCCAGGCUCCUAGCACCUCCUCCUCUGGGCCCCCCUGAAAACCACUGUGACACGUGAGCAGCCAUGAAGCCGCCCCAGCCUGUGGGUCCGAGGCGCUGGGAACGCCAGCCCCAGGGCUCCCCGGAGAUUCCUGUCACCCCAGCCCCAAGGGCCCCAAUGCUGCUGGUCCCUGCAGGGCCUGGGAAGGCCGGGCAGAGGCCUGGAGGGGCCUGGCCGCGGAGGGGUUCCCAGCGCGGAAGGUGUUCACUCCCUGCAGGCCAGGCCCCUGGAACUGAGCGCCGGGGCGGGCUUAUUUAUUUCGGUGUGUCCUGCAUCCAGAAGCCUAGCAGCGCAGGCGCGUGUGUUAUUUAUUCAGACAGACUGCUUGUUUGGAGGCCGCUGUUCUCUGGGCUGUUGCCUAGCAAAAUCCU